Messenger RNA from Vombatus ursinus (common wombat), 1378 nucleotides. The record is from the annotation of a RefSeq genome assembly. Lineage: Eukaryota; Metazoa; Chordata; Mammalia; Diprotodontia; Vombatidae.
AUGCUAAAAAUCCUAAUUCCCACAUUCAUACUAAUUCCACUCACCUGAUGAUCCAAAAACCCUUGAUUAUGAAUCAACCCAACAACCCACAGCCUACUAAUCAGCAUCUUCAGCAUCAUACUACUAUAUCAUAAUUCCGACCUAGGCUAUUACUAUAACACUGCAUUUUCCACAGACUCCCUAUCAGGCCCCCUACUAGUUUUAUCCUGCUGACUCCUCCCCCUUAUAAUAAUAGCAAGCCAAAGUCACCUUACCAAAGAAAAUAGUAACCGGAAAAAAACUUACUUAACCAUACUAAUCACACUCCAACUAUCACUCAUUAUAGCAUUCUCAUCUUCAGAACUCAUUAUAUUUUACAUUCUAUUUGAAACCACACUCAUCCCUACUCUAAUUAUUAUUACACGAUGAGGUAAUCAAACCGAACGACUAAACGCAGGCUUAUACUUCCUAUUCUAUACCCUAAUAGGUUCACUCCCCCUACUAGUAGCACUGCUAUUCAUACAUAACAACCUAGGAUCCCUACACAUCCUAACUACAACCAUAAUACCAAACACACUAAACUUCUCUGCUCCUAACUCAAUUCUAUGAUAUGCAUGCAUAAUCGCCUUCAUAGUAAAAAUACCCCUAUACGGCCUCCACCUAUGACUUCCUAAAGCCCAUGUAGAAGCCCCCAUCGCAGGAUCUAUAGUCCUAGCAGCUAUUCUACUAAAACUUGGAGGCUACGGAAUCAUACGCAUUACAAUCUUCACCGAACCAAUUACCAUACAUCUAUCAUAUCCUUUUAUCAUUUUAUCAAUAUGAGGUAUGGUCAUAACAAGCUCCAUCUGCCUUCGCCAAACAGACCUCAAAUCCCUAAUCGCUUACUCCUCAGUAAGCCAUAUAGGCCUAGUAAUCAUCGCAGCCCUUAUACAAUCUACUCUAAGCUUCAUAGGUGCUACAACCCUAAUAAUUGCUCACGGACUAACAUCCUCCAUACUAUUCUGCCUAGCCAACACAAACUACGAACGAAUUCACAGUCGAACCAUAAUCCUUGCUCGAGGCCUACAAACAAUCCUUCCUCUAAUAUUCGCCUGAUGAUUGUUAGCCAGCUUAGCUAACCUAGCCCUACCACCAACUAUUAAUCUCUUAGGCGAGCUAACAGUAAUUAUCUCAUCCUUCUCUUGAUCAAACUUUUCCAUUAUCCUCCUGGGCCUUAACACCGUAAUCACAGCACUCUACUCACUUCACAUACUAACCACCUCACAACGAGGCAAAUUCACUCACCACACCUACCCAAUUAAACCAUCCUUUACCCGAGAACAUAUCCUAAUAGCCCUCCACCUAAUUCCAUUACUAAUCAUCUCACUAAAUCCCAAAAUCAUUCUGGGUAUUACAUAUU